This is a messenger RNA of Papilio machaon (common yellow swallowtail), 1019 nucleotides long. RefSeq names its product group XIIA secretory phospholipase A2 (gene GXIVsPLA2). The coding region runs from base 177 to 803 and encodes 208 amino acids. Gene Ontology annotation, molecular function: A2-type glycerophospholipase activity; calcium ion binding. Lineage: Eukaryota; Metazoa; Arthropoda; Insecta; Lepidoptera; Papilionidae. The record is from RefSeq and is a predicted model, not a curated record. Gene Ontology annotation, biological process: phospholipid metabolic process; arachidonate secretion; lipid catabolic process. The transcript has 3 exons. Gene Ontology annotation, cellular component: extracellular region.
UUUUGGUUAAAAUAUCUUUAGAAGUAAACGUAGGAAUUUCAUUUUUAUUAUUUAAGGACACGUCAGAUUUCAGAUAAAGAAUUGUUAUUGUUGCGUAUUGAAGUUAGCUAGGGUUUAAAAUAUCGAAUAUAACGACGUAUCAUUUCAGGAAAUGUAAAUAAAAACAGUAUCGAGCAAUGGAUAUCCCUUACAGAAAGAUUUUGAUAUAUAUUUUAACCUUCGUUGCUUACGCUUACACAGGCGUGGGAUCCAAUAUAUUACGAAAUCUAAAAGAUGCAGUUUUAUCGGCCGAAUCUGUGUUUGGGGAUAUGUUUCGCAAUGUAAUAACAGUGGCUGAGAAAUUUCGUUCUUUGCACGAUGUGUUUGAUGCGGCGGUGGAGGAGGAUUGCAUAUUCACUUGUCCUGGUGGACAGAAGCCAGUUCGUAACAAAAAUCACAUACCUAAAUCUGAUGGAUGUGGUUCCUUAGGAUUUGAUAUAUCUACAGAAUAUUUACCAAUUGAAGAGAUGACAAAAUGUUGUGAUGCACAUGACAUAUGUUACGACACUUGUAACAGUGGUAAAGAAAUAUGUGAUUUAGAAUUCAAGCGGUGCUUGUAUAAUUAUUGUGAAACAUACAAAUCUGUAAAUAUUGGUGGAGACACUAUAUCAAAAGGUUGUAAAGGUGCAGCUAAACUAUUAUUCACAGGUACCCUAACCCUUGGUUGUAAAUCAUAUUUGGACGCACAAAAGAAUGCAUGUUAUUGUCCACCGACAAAGAGCAACAAGUAUAAAAAAUAUACAACUGGUGAUGGAGAGCUUUAAACUUAUUUUCUGUCUUGAUUUCCACUGCUAUAACAUUAUUACUCUCAAAAACUCAUCUCUCUCUUUUUGAAUAAAUAGAGAUUGACCCCCCUGAUGAACAGAACAGUAACAUGUAUUAUACCUGGUACAUGCUAAUUGAAGGUGUUGAGCAGUUGGACUAUGCAGUUAAAACUGAAGGUGCAUAGCCAGCUUUAGGAAUGUUACUCUUUUCAUUGA